This is a messenger RNA of Lasiosphaeria miniovina, 1158 nucleotides long. RefSeq lists its product as uncharacterized. The transcript has 5 exons. NCBI's taxonomy places the organism in Eukaryota, Fungi, Ascomycota, Sordariomycetes, Sordariales, Lasiosphaeriaceae. The annotation marks the transcript as partial. The record is from RefSeq and is a predicted model, not a curated record.
AAGCAACGCGACGAGGCUCACGAGCCCGUCGUCAGGGAGAAUCCGAACCAGAACUCCAUGACGCAGGCUUUGGGGUGCUAUCCCAUCGUCAAGUCCGUAGCCGCGUCGCUAGACCUAAACACGCUCGACAACCUGUCGCGGACAUGUCGGCAGAUACGUGCAGGGCUGCUCCAGUAUCGUAAGCCGUUGCUGGUAUCGACCCUGCACUGCUCGCGCGAGCACCUCCCAGUUGACCCCAACGAGGCGCUGCGGUACCGCGCCAGGGCCAGCAACUGGUUUUACAUGAUCGAGGACGUCUUCCGCUUCAAGGACACCCCCAAGGCCGGCCAGUGCGCUCGGGAUAUGGUGGCCGAGUGUCGACGGUGCGGUACUGUUAUCUGCCGGAAUUGCGCCGUCAAGCCUCCGGCGCCCAUCAUCCUACGGGAUAGACAUCGACGUCUCUGUGUGCCGUGCACCAAGGCACCGCUUGGGUUGCUCGUCAAACCCCAGCUCAGGCCCGAGUUCUCACUCGCCUCGGAUUAUAUGGAGCGUGCCAUCUGCAAAUGUUCUUCUGAUGGUGUGUGGCUGUGCCAGCCAUGCGGAAAGUCUAUUCGCACCAGUGAUGGUGACUACAAUAACAUCUGGAGAUGGCGCUAUCAGUACACAGAAUCGCUCGGCGGGCUUGGGACUGGCAUUGGCGAAGGAGACCGCGGCGUUAUUUGCGGCCGCGAGGAGGAGUGCUGUGGCGGUCGCGAGCGUGAAGUCGUGACAGACUGUGAUGCCGAGGACGCGCGCGAGAUGGAACUGCAGCAGUCCGAGGCGCCCGGCGAGAGCGACAACCGGGGGCUUAGCCUCGAACCUAUAGACAGCCACGCGAGCAGCAGUGGCAGCAUCAGCAGUAGCAGCGCUAGUAGCAUUAAUGGCAGAACGCCGAGCCCCACGCUGCUGGGUCCGGGGUACGAGCGGCACGAGAUCGAGGGCAUCGGCGGCGUCGUGAAGAAGAAGCUAGUCCGGAUGGUCAAGAUUGGCGCGUGCGUGCCCGAGUUCGACGAUGAGCGCGUCCGCGGCGAGAAGCUGGGCCGCGAGAUUCGUGGCGAGCUGCGGAGCUGGUGUGGCUGGUGUUUGCGCGUCAUUCCCGGCAAGAAGGACUACGAGGCGUCCAAGGCUCGUGGGAAAGGG